This is a messenger RNA of Marchantia polymorpha subsp. ruderalis, 5045 nucleotides long. NCBI's taxonomy places the organism in Eukaryota, Viridiplantae, Streptophyta, Marchantiopsida, Marchantiales, Marchantiaceae. The record is from the annotation of a GenBank genome assembly.
AAGCUGCAAAUUUCUACGCUCUACCCUUCGGAGGGUCUGUCUUCCCGUGCAUCAACACCCACGGGAAGACAGACUGGUGGGUUUUGAUGCAGCUAGAUUCGCCUUCUCCCAGUGCAACUGUACAUGGAGGUUUACACAAGGCAGAGUACUUCACAUCUGAGAUAUCUGCGUUUCCAUGCUAUCUAUGACAUUCUGCGUCCACAUCACACAUCUUUGCUACGAACCAGUAUUUUGGAUUUCAGAUUUAUCUACAAAGCUUUUAGCUUGUCCACUCGGUUGGGUCACAAGUGCAAAUCAAACAGCUCUCUUCGUUCUACUUCACAAUAGGUUUGCAUUCCUAGAGAUAGUGCAAGAGGUGGCAUGUUCACACGCACAUGUACACAAGUUGUGACACUGCGACGUGAAGUUAGUUCUCUUCGGGUAAGCCGGUCCUUCGUAUCGAGGAGGCGUCCUGUACGCCAGGUGAGAUUGCGCUCGCGCAUGCCAAGCAGCAAACGAUUCAUACUCUGUGCGAGCGGAGGAGAGAAUGGAAGGUGCAGUUGCGUCCAUAGUCAGUCACGCUGCUGAGACACGGGGAAUGGACUCUGCAGACCAGGGACCUGAGCUUCCCUCCGCUGUCCAGGACCUUAUACGGCGUCUGGAAGGAAAAGGCAAUCCUAUAACGUUGCUUUCCGAUUUAAGAGGGCGAGAAUUUCAGGAUUUCUUUCCGACUAGUGUAUCGCUCUCCAAGAUCACAGGGUGGCGAAGCCAAGUGCGCCUUCGAGUGCUGGAGUCAAUCGGAAGCUGCAAUACCCUUGAGUAUCUGAACGUGGAAGAUAUUUGUGGCAAAAAUAUAUCGAGGUUGAGCGCAAGUGAAUGGGAGUUAGUUUUGAGAGCAUUCAGGUCUAGCACCAUUCUAAAAGAGAUAGUCGUUGGUGCUUUGGAAUGGAGUUCAAAUGAGGAAGUGGAGAGAUUGUGUUUACAGAUAGGGAGAAUUCUCAAUACCUCUAGCGUACAACUAUUGAAAAUAGAAUGUACCAAAUUGAGUGCCAGAUGUUUCUUGAAUCUCGCCUCGGGACUGCGAGGAAAUCCCGAUUCUAAACUCCAGUCUUUAUAUUUACGGAAGGCGUGGGAGGACGCGAGUGCGGUGAAGCAUGUGGCUGGCAUGAUCCACAAUGCUCCUCUAUUACAAACGUUGGGAAUAAGCGAAUGGGAGGACGCGAGUGCGGUGAAGCAUGUGGGUGACAUGGAGGAGGAGGCCGUUGGAAUCCUGUCCCAGGCUUUGAUCAACAGCUCGUCUUUGAGAAAAUUGUCAUUACUUUACGUGAAGUGGGGAGAGGCCUUGUUGCUGAACGCUUUGGCCCGAGAUGAUGGCAACCGAUCCAUUGAACGUCUUUGGCUGGCGAAUAUGGAUGGACUCGGAGGUUGUUUGAGGAAACUUCUUACUUCCAACCCAUCAUUGAAGGAAGUGACGUUGGACAACUUGCGGAUGAGUCCUGAGGAAUGGCACCAGCUGGGCGAAGUCAUACGUGACAAUGCUAUAGCAACAACUAUAAAUGUAAAGUUUAGCUUAGACCCAGAUGAUGGAAAUGACUCGAUAGAAGCUCUUGCCUCUGCUGCUAGCUCCGAUCUCAAGGAUCCCAUAGUGGAGCUUGAUCUCAUGACUGCGAGUGAACAUCAGUUGAUGUUAUCAAUGAACCUAUUAGGUAGGACACUACGCGGGGAAGUCAAGUCUCUAGAAUCUUACCAUUUACAUGUGCGGGAUAUGAGCACUUCAGGUACCAACGAAGAUAGAAUGGAAUCUAUCCUGUCGAUGAAUGGAAAAACUGGAGAAACUUCCGUACUGAAGAGACUGAGAUUACAUCUUUGGGACAUAAAGUUCUGGCAGUAUUUAAGGAAGGGAGUAUGGAAGGACCUGCUUUUGUGCAUACGAGGGAACACAAGUCUCACUCACUUCGAGUUGGAUUUGUCUCGCCUCCCACUGGACGAAGAGGCGUUCAGGGACGUGAUGGGGCUACUGCAGGUCAACUUGACUCUCCAGGAAAUAAACGUCUCACGGACCACAUGGGCAUGGGACGGAAAGGCGGCGCUGAUUCAAGAAGCCCUCAAGCAGAACCAGAAGCGAGCCGUCUACAUGUCCGUGUUCAGGAAAGCUAGAUUAACAUUUGGAGAUGCAAAAGCUGGUCGACUCUUCUUAUGCGGCUCUCCUCUAGCAGGCAAGACUCAAUUAAGUCAAACAUUGGUACACGGCAAGAAUUGGUUCCAACAGAAAUGGGCCAAAUUCAAGAGGAGGACUCAAGGAAUUGAAGUAGAGUUCUUGCAAAACAAUGACAAAGGUCAAAUUUCAAUUUGGGAUCUUGCGGGACAAGAAAUUUUUCGUACCCUUCAAAAUGUGUUUUUCCCUCAAACUAGCAAUUUUUGUGUUUUUCUAUUUGUUUAUAGCCCCUUCUGUGAGAUUAAAUCUUUAUACAAACAAGACUCUUGUCUCGAGAGAGAGUUAGAAGAAUGGUUGAGUUUCAUCACAUCCAGUAGUAGGGUCACAGGACAUAAUCUUCCACAAGUUCUUGUUGUAAUUUCACACAAGGAUAAAGCUGAAUCUAGUUCUCUUACUUGGGCUCAGGACAUAGUGAACAAACUCGCUGAAAGAUUUGCAAGAUUUGUGGAUCUUCACCCUAUUCAAGAGUGUUUUCAUGUGGAUGCUCGGAAAAAUAAGCAAGUUAUUCCUCUAAAAAAACACAUUCUUGAGAUCUUUGAGAAGUUGCUAAGAGAAAAAUCUCCACUAGUUCCUCACUUGUGUUCAGAUCUCUCCUCCCGCUUGGUUACAAACACUAAGGAUAACAGAAGUUACCCUCUUUGGCCAUCAGAUAAAUUUUAUGACUUCUGUGACCCCAUCUUGAGAGAAUUUCUUCCAUCUUCUUCUGCCUCCACCGUUGAUCACUUAGAGAUAAAAAAAUCUAUAGUAUCUUAUUUGAAUGACGUGGGAUCCAUAGUUUCUAUCCCCAACCUUGAUUACAUUAUUGUUGAUCCAAACUGGCUCACCAAUAAAUUAUUGGGUGAGCUCGUAGCUCUCGGUCAGAACUUUCAAGCUCAAGAGCACAAAAGAACGUUGCUUGACUCAUACUCAAGCAAGGACGGAUUUGUGAAUGAGAGUGUAUUUGCUAGAUUGAUAGAAAAGUUUUUGGGAAAGCAACCACAUGGACAGAGAGGUGUGAACAGAGACAUGCUUGAAAAUAUCCUUAUCAACCUAGAUUUGUGCUUCAAGGUGGAAGAUACUUCUCAGUAUUUCAUUCCCUCCUUCAUACCUGAGCAUGCAAGCACUGAAGUACAGAAGCCUCAAGAAUUGGCGCAUGUGGAGUCGAUGGCUUGGGAUUCUAGGGUUGAGACUUCAAAGUUUGUUGGCAUCCGGAUUCAAUGCGAGGAUGGAAAAACAAUGUCAUUGACCGCUGCUUUUUUCCCAUGCUUCCAGAUGUUCAUGAGACGAAAGUUGAUAUCGGAGAUGCAUGUUUCCAAGAAGAUUGUGACCUGCUCUCGACAUUAUCUACGACUCUUCCUUGAUGGGCAUCAGAUAUAUCUGGAGCAAGGAACCUCUCGCAAUUACGUGGAUGUUCUGAUGUUAUGCUCGGAUCAUAAGUCAAGGGAGGUGGCAAUUAAAUACGUGAUGAAGCAUGUCGUCCAGGAGUUGAUAUCAUUUUGCGCAUCAUCCAAAGGUUGUCCCGGGGUGUCGUUAGUGCUUGGUGUGAUUCAAACACGUUGUGUGGAGAUGCUUAUUCCCAUUCAUCUCAGAGGAUCCAUUCUGAUCGAGGAGCUCAAAUUAAACUUCAUUCGUGACAUCAAUGACAAACUUGAGGAUACACAGUCGGAUAGGUUUCACUUGGUGAAGGAGGAAGAGUUGUUCAGCCAUGAGCAUCCUUGGCCCUUGAUUAAAGGGCACAUAACAGAGGUUAUAUUUGAAAGAGCAAGGGAGUUGUUGUGGAAGAGCGAUGUGGAGGCGAUUGUGAAUGAGAUCCGACAGAAGCGAGUGCAACAAUUGGAGUCAGUGCAACAAGGCCUCAUGCAACAACUGGAGUCGGUGCAUCAAGGUUUAAUCGAAGUGAACAAUGAUUUGAAUCAUUCUUCACCUGAAAAUGAUAACAUGGUUACCAAUUCGAAUGUUCCUGAUGUGAGAGACUCCAAUCUACCUUCAUCCAGUUGCAUAAGUCCGAUGAGCACAAGUGUGGAAAGCCAUGAAACUCGACUUGUUUUGGAAAGAAUUGAUCGGGUAGGAAAAAAGGUUGAUGGUGUUGAUGAGAGGUUGAGAUCAAUGCAGAGCAUUCUGCAGAGAUUGGAGAUGCAGAUACUCUCUUUACAACAAGAACUGCAGUCAACGCUGAGUGAGUUCAUGUCUAAAGUGGACAGGAUUAUUGAGUAUUCUCAAGAGUUUCGGCAGACCAGAACCCCCAAACGACCUUACAUUACUGAUGAUGUUAACAUUUUAUAUAAGUUCAGCGCACGUUUGCAUCUUGGGACAACCGUUCGAUUACACUUGAUGUGUGAGUCGGCGACUGGGGUUCACAUGGUGGAAGAUCAAGAAGGUUUGAAGAUACGCGUGGAUCAAUUCAAUAAGAAGUGGAUUGCAAAAACUAUUGAAAUUUUUUACAAAAUCUUGUAUUAUGUUGCAAAGGGUGCAGUGGGUAAGUACUUCCCGUUGGGCCAAGUUGUUCCAGACUUUGCAGAUUUAAAAUCUGAUAUUGUUAAACUAGAUGGCAUUAGCGAUAAAGAUCGUAGGGCAAUUCUAAAAGCUGGGAAUAGUGAUCUUAGGGCAAUUCUAAAAGCUGGGGGAAGCGAGGAGUUGAAACAAACAUGGUUGAGGAUUCAGAAAACUCUUGGGGUUAUUAACUAUGAAAAAAUCUUCAAGUUGUAUCAAGUGAAAUACAAGAGAGUAGAAUUAGGUGGGCAUGCAUGGGUGUGCGAGGAGUGCAUGGACACCGGUCUUGAAACUGGGAGUUUGUCGAGAAAUUGAAGAGGUUAGAAUGUCAUGAUGCAAAUGACAAGCAUAUGUUUAGACACUCAUGCAAUAUGAACCUCUG